CUGGUCAGAACACGCAUUCCGCGCAGCGCAAGGCUAGUUGCACGAGAGAGAGAGAGAGAGAGAGAGAGAGAGAGACUGCACCAGCUCGCGCUGUUCCUCUUCAGGAUUUGGAGAUUAAAGUAAAGAAUGGUGCUCGGUGUUCCGUUUUCCGGACAUGUUGCACGGUUGAAGACCGGAUUUACGCGCGCGCACUAGCCCGGUUUAAACCUGUGAGUGGAUUAUAAAGGAAAACUUUUUCUGUUCUUUUUCUUUUUUCUUUAACUCCCGGAUUUUGCCCACUGACCGGAUUUAAACGUCGUCUCGCGCGCGCGCCGUUUCUGCUCCAGCCGCUCGCUGUAAGGAGAGACAGAGGGAGGAAGAAGAGAUAGAGAAAGUGAGAAGCCGUCCGUGUCAUGGCCUCUGACCUGUGAUCAUCACUGCGAGCUUCCUGCACCGAGACUCAUCCACUGAUCAAGAUGAAGAGCGAGUUUGUGUCGUUUCCGGUGUGCGUCGUCACGCUGCUCACGCUUGCUCUGUCUCAGCACUGCGUCGCCAUCCGAUGGCUGGCUGUAUCCCAGACAUCGGAGCACAUUAAUAAGACGCAGCAGUGUAAGACUCUCCCUGGCCUGGUUCCCUCACAGGCUCAGCUCUGCCGCACUAACCUGGAGCUCAUGCAGGUCAUCGUCCAGGCCGCACGUGAGGUCAAAAAGACGUGUCAGAAAACAUUCACUGACAUGCGCUGGAACUGCUCAUCCAUCGACGCUCCCAAAUAUCUCCCAGACCUGGAGAGAGGAACGAGGGAGUCUGCGUUCGUGUACGCUCUCUCUGCCGCAGCUAUCAGCCACACCAUCGCCCGAGCGUGCACCAGCGGAGAUCUGAGGCUGUGUACCUGCGGCCCGAUCCCAGGUGACCCCCUCGAGCCUGGGCACAGGUGGGGCGGCUGUGCCGACAACCUCCACUUUGGCCUCGUCAUGGGAUCAAAGUUCUCAGAUGCUCCCAUGAAGAUGAAGAAGAAAACUGGGCUUUCACACCCAAACAAACUAAUGCACCUGCACAACAGUGAAGUGGGACGACAGGCACUCAAGGAUGCGCUGGUGAUGAAAUGUAAGUGUCACGGCGUCUCAGGCUCCUGCUCCAUCCGAACCUGUUGGCGAGGUCUACAGGACCUGAAGGAAAUUGCUCAGGACCUAAAGGUGAAGUACCUGUCGGCCACCAGAGUGAAGCACCAGCCACAAGGGACACGUAAACAGCUCGUCCCCAAAGACAUCGAUGUGCGACCGGUGCGAGAGAACGAGCUGGUGUACCUACAGAGCUCACCUGACUUCUGCACCAAGAACGAUAAGAUGGGAUCUGUCGGCACUCAGGACAGGCAGUGCAACAAGACGUCGAGCGGGAGCGACAGCUGUGACCUGAUGUGCUGCGGCCGAGGCUACAACCCCUACACGGAGAAGGUGGUGGAGCGAUGCCACUGCAAGUACCACUGGUGCUGCUACGUCACCUGUAAGAAGUGUGAGAGGACUGUAGAGAGAUACGUGUGUAAAUGAGGCUCUCACACACACACACACACACACACACACACACACACACACUUCUGCAUCAGGAGCUCUGAUCAUCCGUCUUUAACCAAAAGCACUACACAGAAACUCAUCGUUUCUCUUCAGCUCUUUUUUUUUUUUAUAUUUUCUGACCAACCCACUGACCGGACCAUCCUGCAUUUUAGGAAGCUCCAGCUCCUGGACUCAUCAUCACAUCAUCUGGAGGUUUAUUUUUAUACAGUACUCCAGGUUUUUUAUUAACAUCACACAUUUUCUGUACACCAUCCGUCAGUCCUGAAGAGAACAGUGUCAUGUUGUUGUUGUUGUUGUUUUAAAGCAUCUGUUAAUCAGAAUAUCAAGAGUUUAUUUUCUUAUAUGAUAUUCUAAAUGAAAAGCUUUAUUUUUAUUUUUUAGUAUAAAUAUUGCAAAGAAAACCCGAGCCCAGAGAUCGGACUACUUUCACUUCACAUUUCACUUCAUUCUCAAAGACUGAACUCCUCCUGAGAGAAACUCUGUCCCUCUGACACACAGGGUUUCUGUCUGCUGCAUUCACACUGCGUUCACACUGCAUUCACACUGCGUUCACACUCAAGUCUGCUUUUCAGGAUUUAGUGAAAAAAACAAACCAGAGAUCAGAUGUCUUUUUUUUUUGGUUUGUUGAUCUACAGAGAAUUUUACACAGGUUUUAAACUUUGAGCAGCUUCCUGAGUGUGUAUGUGUGAGUGUGUGUCUGUGUGUUCCUGAGUGUGUGUUACUGACCAUUCCCAUGUGUGUGUUUCUGAGUAUGUGUGUGUUUUCCAGACUCUUCCCAUGUGUGUCUGUGUGUGUGUGUCUGUGUGUGUUCCUGAGUCUGUGUGUGUGUGUCUGUGUGUGUUCCUGAGUCUGUGUGAGUGUGGGUUCCUGACUGUUCCUGUGUGUGUGUUCAUGUAUAUGAGUGUGCAUGUUCCUGAGUGUGUGUUCUUGACUGUUCCUGUCUGUGUGUGUUCCUGACUGUUCCUGUGUGUUCCUGUGUAUGAGUGUGUGCGUUCCUGAGUGUGUGUUCCUGACUGCUCCCGUGUGUGUGUUCCUGUGUGUCUUUGUCUGUGUUCCCGAGUGUGUGUUCCGACUGUUCCUGUGUGUGCGAUCCUUUGUGUGUGUGUGUGUGUUUGUGUGUUCCUGACUGUUCCCGUGUGUGUGUGUUCCUGAUGGUGGCUCUGUAGCGGUGCCUCCUCCCUCAUCUGGAUCGCUCUUCAGGAAACCGACACGCUUCAACUGGAUUGCAGUUUCGAUUUCUGGGAAAUUAGCACGCUUUGGGAGACGGUGCUUUGUUUUUUUAUUUUAUUUUAUUUUUGCAAGAAUGCGAGAGUUUAAUGGAAGAAGGAGAGAGACUGAACCAGACGUGAACUUGUCUGAGUCGUCCACAAAUAUGAUUUUAAUGGGAGAAAACAUCCGCAUUUAUAUAUUUAUCCUCAGCAGGAUGCUCGGACUCUACGUGUUUUUAUUCCGAGAUUUUAAUGCACGUGAAAAAAAAAGCCAAAAAAAAAAAAAAAAAAACCCUUCAUCAGCGCCACAUCAUGAACCACUUAUCUGUGGAUGUACAUACUGUCCUUUUUGUAUGCUGAAUUUAAAAAAAUAAUAUUUAUAGAGUAAUUAAAGAUUCUUUACUGGAGUUCCACCUAGUUGUUGUGCUUGUUCUUUUCUGUUGGUUUAGCUCAGGAAUGAUGGAGGACGUUGUGGAGGUUGCAGUUUAAAUGGUCAGCAUUACUGUAAUCAGUUUAAGUUGCCUCUCUUGAACAAAUACAAUUCAUCACAAUUUGGCCUGAUGCUAGAAUAAAUCAGCUGAAGCUGCGAGCAGGCCAGGGAGCGGACGCCUAGCAUGCUAACAACCCUGGGAAAGUGUUUAGAGACACAGCAGGAAGAAGAAGAAGAAGAAGAAGAAGGAGUGUUUCAGAGAAAAGCUCUUCCUGUUUUCUCGCUGUCAGACUCCUAGAUGUUCUGUAUCUAGAUGUUAUGUAGUUACACCUUUAAAACACUUCUUCAUAACACUUCUUCAGUCGGGACUUCUGUGGAACCUUCAGUUCACUCUGAGGGGAAAAGGGAGAAAGCAAAAAGGGGGGAAAUUUUUUAAUGAAUUAAAUAUUAACCGACAAAUAAAGACUAAAGCAGCAGAAGCUCAUAGAGAAUCGCAUUUCCUUUACGAUGUUUUUUUCACAUCAUUUGGGGUUUAAAUGUUUAUUUGUUGUGUUUUUCCUCCAUUGUGGUGAAGUCCAGCUACGCAAUAAAUCCUACUAC
Molecule: messenger RNA, 3785 nt
Organism: Hemibagrus wyckioides
Lineage: Eukaryota; Metazoa; Chordata; Actinopteri; Siluriformes; Bagridae
Gene: wnt11
Product: wingless-type MMTV integration site family, member 11
Exons: 6
Coding region: 456-1523 (355 amino acids)
Biological process (GO): canonical Wnt signaling pathway; neuron differentiation; multicellular organism development
Cellular component (GO): extracellular region
Molecular function (GO): cytokine activity; frizzled binding
Source: RefSeq, a predicted model, not a curated record